Molecule: messenger RNA, 679 nt
Organism: Impatiens glandulifera
Lineage: Eukaryota; Viridiplantae; Streptophyta; Magnoliopsida; Ericales; Balsaminaceae
Product: probable histone H2B.1
Exons: 1
Coding region: 75-524 (149 amino acids)
Biological process (GO): nucleosome assembly
Cellular component (GO): nucleosome
Molecular function (GO): DNA binding; protein heterodimerization activity; structural constituent of chromatin
Source: RefSeq, a predicted model, not a curated record
CAAAUCACACAUUAUUCCAUUCUCUUUCUCUCUCUCAAUAACUUCUUUCUUACCCUAUCCCAAUCUCAUCAUCAAUGGCGCCCAAGGCAGAGAAGAAGCCAGCGGAGAAGAAGCCGGUAGAAGAGAAGAAGUCCGCCGUCACCGAGAAGUCUCCGGCGGAGAAGAAGCCAAAGGCCGGCAAGAAGCUACCAAAGGACGUCGGCGCUGCGGCUGCCGGAGACAAGAAGAAGAAGAGAAACAAGAAGAGCAUUGAAACUUACAAGAUCUACAUCUUCAAGGUUUUGAAGCAGGUUCAUCCUGACGUCGGGAUCUCGAGCAAGGCGAUGGGAAUCAUGAACAGUUUCAUCAAUGACAUCUUCGAGAAGCUUGCUCAGGAAAGUUCUAAACUCGCUCGUUAUAAUAAGAAACCUACGAUUACUUCUCGCGAGAUUCAAACUGCUGUUAGGCUUGUUCUUCCUGGUGAAUUAGCUAAGCAUGCUGUUUCUGAAGGUACUAAGGCUGUUACUAAGUUCACUAGCUCUUAGAUUGAAAUCGAAUUUAUUGUUGUUGGUUCUGAUCUAGGGUUAGGGUUUCUGAUUUGGUAUUCUGGUUAUUUCCUAUGAAUUUGUAUAUUUAAGUAUUUGCUAAUCUUGAAACUCAAUUGAAUUGACUGAUUAUGAAAUCUUCUUCUUACGAAUCA